Lottia gigantea (owl limpet) is the source of this 507-nucleotide messenger RNA. RefSeq lists its product as hypothetical. Bases 1 to 507 code for a protein of 168 amino acids. The record is from RefSeq and is a predicted model, not a curated record. Lineage: Eukaryota; Metazoa; Mollusca; Gastropoda; Lottiidae. The transcript has a single exon.
AUGGGAAGACAACUCCGUACAACCUUACCAACUUUAUCCAGACAUUUAAAACCAAGAUGGCCGAAUCUUAAAAAUGUGAGGGGAAGGGACAAAGAUCAUAAAGAAAGGACAAAGCAAAAUUUUGAUCACCAUAAUUCCUCACGUGAUUUGAAAGAACUUAACCCAGGUGACAAUAUUAUAGUGAAGUUAGAUUGGGAAAAACGUGGAAUUCCAGGAGUCGUAAUACGCAAAUGUACUCAACCGCGUUCAUAUAUGAUUAGGACAAAAUACGGAUUAUUCCGAAGAAAUCGUAGACAUUUAUUUCUUGCUAAUAAAGUUCGAUUUGCUGCUAAUGCGUUCGAUGAAGAUUUUGAUCCGAUUGAUAUAGAUAUUCGAGUUAACAAUCAUCAGGAUGUGAAUCCACCGGAUCCACCUCCUGAUAUUCCGCAACUUCCAGUUCGUGUAGAACAACCUGUCUUGCGUCGCUCAGGUCGUACAAUUGUUAAACCUGCGCGAUAUCGUGAUUAA